Ilex paraguariensis (yerba mate) is the source of this 324-nucleotide messenger RNA. NCBI's taxonomy places the organism in Eukaryota, Viridiplantae, Streptophyta, Magnoliopsida, Aquifoliales, Aquifoliaceae. The record is from the annotation of a GenBank genome assembly.
AUGACGAGUCUAGAGGCCACAACUGGGACCCUAAUUGGUAGAAUAAAAAGGUUGGAUGUUAGUACAGGUGAUCUAGCAAUAGCAGUCAAUGUGCUAACCGAAAGGAUUGGAGCUGUUAGGGUCGACAUGCAUCAAGAUGAUAAUCGUAGUACUGGUGGGGAUCAUAGGCUACGUAUCAACCAUCAGGCACAUGGGCAGGAACGUAAGAGAAAUGACUUUGAUGAUGAUAAAGAGGAGUUUGGUGCAUAUGAGGAGCCUGAUCAUCAGGCUAUGAUGUGUGGUAGCCAGUUCUGGGCUAGAUACGAUCUUAGGGGCCAAAAUUAG